Messenger RNA from Cyphellophora attinorum, 216 nucleotides. Its product is annotated as putative protein transport protein Sec61 subunit gamma. Lineage: Eukaryota; Fungi; Ascomycota; Eurotiomycetes; Chaetothyriales; Cyphellophoraceae. Gene Ontology annotation, biological process: protein targeting; post-translational protein targeting to membrane, translocation. Gene Ontology annotation, molecular function: transmembrane protein transporter activity. The record is from RefSeq and is a predicted model, not a curated record. Gene Ontology annotation, cellular component: membrane; Ssh1 translocon complex. The coding region runs from base 1 to 216 and encodes 71 amino acids. The transcript has 3 exons.
AUGUCGGACGCUGCCGGCACCUUCAAAGAGCUGGCCGAUGUGCCAAAGGAGUUCAUCAGAGAUGGCACACUAUUCAUCAACAGAUGCACAAAACCCGACCGAAGAGAAUUCAUGAAGAUCUCGCAAGCCGUCGGAAUGGGCUUCCUCAUUAUGGGCGCCAUUGGCUACUUCAUCAAGCUGAUACACAUCCCUGUGAACAACGUAUUAGUCGGAUAG